This is a messenger RNA of Anguilla rostrata (American eel), 3855 nucleotides long. It is a transcript of the gene icmt, whose product is annotated as isoprenylcysteine carboxyl methyltransferase. The coding region runs from base 1153 to 1860 and encodes 235 amino acids. Gene Ontology annotation, cellular component: membrane; endoplasmic reticulum. The record is from RefSeq and is a predicted model, not a curated record. Lineage: Eukaryota; Metazoa; Chordata; Actinopteri; Anguilliformes; Anguillidae. Gene Ontology annotation, molecular function: protein C-terminal S-isoprenylcysteine carboxyl O-methyltransferase activity. The transcript is spliced from 5 exons. Gene Ontology annotation, biological process: C-terminal protein methylation.
ACACUUUGUAAUAUUGCUAACCAUUCCCUUCCUAUACAUUUCACCUCAGAAUGUCUCGAAGCCUAUCCCUCCCCUGUAAAUGUAGAUGUUAGAUAUGAGCUGUGGAGCUACCAAAAGCAAAGCACAGAGAAAAAAUCCUUCAUGAGUGGGAGCUAAUGCGUGGCUAAUAGCGUAUCUCACAGUACAGAAUGGCUAAGAAACGCCAUGAUGCAUUUUAAAUGUCUCCAUUGUGCAUAUGUUCUGUAUGUUGAGGAGUGGUAUUCACUUGUAAAAAAAAAAAAAAAAAGAAAAGAUGGAGGCAAUGCUGGGAGUACCUCAUACCUUGUUAUGAUUGUUUUUUUUUCCCUUUGUGUAUUUCUAGAAUUGCUGCUCAGGUUGUAUUCACAAUAGAGGCUACAGAGACCUAUGGAAGAGAUAGCUCUUCAUGUACUUCAAUGACAGUAGCCUUGUGGCUGCAUUCAUGUGUUGUUGGGAGGGGGCGAUGCAGCAUUAAACUAAAAACACAUGACUGACUUAAAUCCUCCCCCCCACCCCCUGCUGCAACAAAGCCAGUCAAGUCCCACCACUGUAGAAACAUAGUCAUAGCCAGUGAUGAUAUAGUGUUGAUUUGGAUGUACAACAUCCAGGCUGUUGUGCCCGCGGCACUCAGAAAAAACACCUUUAUCCACCCCCUGCGUCUUCCAUGGCCUUUUAAAUCUCUGUAUGAAACAGAGUUUAUGCAGCAAACUGCUUACUUAUGAAGGCCUGAUUGAAAUGCAUAGUUGACUUAUUAGAGAAAUGGGUUGACUGUCUUGCUAAUGCAAGAUAAUGAAGCCCUGAAAGAAUUUUGUGGCAGUCCACAACCCAGUCAAACCUUAUCUGUCUGACCCAGAUGUGGUGAAACCAGGCUGUUGUACACCUCCCUGAUGUCCACUCUGUACUCAUUUUCAGUUGUUUGCAUUAUGUUUUGUUGGCAUGUUCUGCUAAAUGUAUACACCUAGGUUUGCCAUGGGAGACAUUCCUGGCUUUUGCAGUAGGAGGUGGUGUGUUCUCGUUCCUGUGUUUAGUGGUUGUAGGGGGUGUCAACCCACUUGGUCUGGACCUUCUUAAUUCCAAAUGCACUUGUAUUUUCUGUUCUCAUUCAAGCAGUCAUUUGUUCUCUUUUUAACCUGAAUGAUGAUUCAGGUUUCCAUAGGAACUGCACGCCCUCUGUGGGGAAAGGUUGCGGUACGAGCCUGUUUCCUGGGAUUCACGUUCGGGUGUGGCCUGUUAAUCAGCUUUGGCCAAACUACGUGGACACACUUUGGCUGGUACAUGAGUUCCCUGUCUUUCUUCCACUACUCGGAGUACUUGGUGACGGCCAUCAUUAACCCUCGGAGCCUGUCUCUGGACUCCUUCCUGCUCAACCACAGCGUGGAAUACACUGUGGCAGCCGUGUCCUCAUGGGUGGAGUUCACUGUGGAGAAGCUGCUGAUCCCAGAUCUAAAGCAGCUACGCUGGCUGAGUUUUGUGGGCCUGCUGAUGGUGCUGUUUGGGGAGGGUCUGCGUAAGUCUGCCAUGCUGACUGCUGGGUCCAACUUCAACCACAUCGUCCAGAACGAGAAGGCCCAGAGCCACGUGCUGGUCACCAGCGGUGUCUACUCCUGCUGCCGACACCCCUCCUAUGUGGGCUGGUUCUGCUGGAGCGUGGGCACGCAGGUAAUGCUGUGCAACCCUGUGUGUGUGCUGGCUUACGCAUUGGCCAGCUGGCGUUUCUUCCGGGACCGAAUCGAAGAGGAAGAGAUCUCGCUCAUCCACUUCUUCGGUGAUGAGUACGUGGAGUACAAGCGCAAGGUGCGCUCAGGUCUUCCCUUCAUCCAGGGCAUCCGAGUGGGGUCCUAAUCUUCCCCGGCUAACAAUUCAGGAAAAGGGGAAAACAAAUCUGGAGAUCCACCAUAGAUAGACUGGUGUGGUGGGCAGGCUAGUAGCUUGGUGACACUGUUGUGGCCUGCCUCUGGUGGCCUGGAGGACCAAGGUCAUCGCUGCACAUGGAGACACUGGCAUACUGUGCACCGCAGAGCCCUGCCCCGGCCCCUUGACAGACAGACUUGUCUGGCCAAUGCCACGGCCCUCAGACCACCACCUGUCACAUCACUCACCUGUUUGUUUAGCGUCUUCUGUUCUCACUUAGAUGGGUUGUUCAUUUUAUGUCAAAACCUUCCUUCUCAAUUUUACACACAUAUCCUCAUGAUUUAUAAAAGACAGUAUUCAGUUUAUUCCUUGCCUAUCUGUAAAGACUGCAGGUAAUGCCGUCAAUUAAUUAUUUUAAUUUAAAACAUUUUUUAGCUUGAAAUCCGAGACUUAAUUGAAAAUAAUUUCUGACAGCUUAGCCUCAGUUGAUGUCUGUGUGUGCUGAGAACUUAGUUUCCCAUGAUCCCAUUCUGACUGCUUGGUCUGUCUUAUGCCCCUCCCCACUCCAUGAUGAACCCAGUUGUGUAAGCAACAGUCAGUCUGGAGGUGCACUCGCUGUAUCUGUGAUCACUCUAACUUGUAGCUGUUAUUAUUAUUUUUCUCCAGCAGAUACACUUGGCUGCAUUAGUCUUCCAUCUAUAGGGGGAGACAAAGUCAAGUUUUCUCCUCAGCUGCUAAAGUGUUAGCCUCACUUGUCAGGAUCAUAACCUUUAUGGUACUAUGAGCUUGAUCAAUUUAACACUCAGUGACGAAAUGGCCAGUUACCACUUCUGAUGAAUCAACACCUGUAGGUGGGACUUAAGUUGGAAUGUGGCAGUUUAAACCAGCUCACCUAUUAAUCAAUAACAAAACUGAGUAAAACUUGCUAGAACCAAUCAGAUUGCAGGAAACAAAUCUCACAAACUUUAACUUCCCUUUCCUUGUGUUGAGACUCAAGACUGCUGAAGUUAUAUGCCCUUGCAUUUGAUCAGAAGGUCUUUUAAUCUUAAGCGUAGAUUUACUUUGCAAUGUGUGGCUUCUCUCUGCCCCUUGUUGAUUGACAGUAAUUGGCUACUAUUAGCCAUAUACUCUUCGGUAUCAUUCAUGCAUUUUCAGCAGAGAAUUUGCAGAUUUACAGUUACAUGCAGCUUUUACACAAUGACUACCCUUGUCCUUGUGGCAUGCAAGAGGUAAUAUGUGAAAUAUAUCCAGUUUACAGUGCUGCCAUCUGUGGAAUUAUGACACUUGGCUGAGGUAUCAAGGAUUUGUGACACAUCUGGUUUAGCAUGCUAAGAAUUAUAGGAAAUUUGGAAAGCCAAUCCAAUUGACUGUUUUCUAGAAUUCUUUACUGUACACCUAAAAUAUGACCUCACCUACAAUAAUCUGGCAUGUGUCUGUAUGCGAUUUGGGUAGAAGACCCAAAAGAUACAAUAUCUGUGGAUAUUGGAUCAGAUGCAGUCCAUUAUCUGACUAGUUUUCAAUGUAAAAACUGUAUGGCUUGAAUGAAGCUUAUUUUUUACCGGAGUGUAAUUCCCCAAAUGAAAAAUUGCUUAUAAGAAAAAAUUGGAAUCUCAUCAAUAUCAUAAACACUAUUGGCGUGAAGGGAAAGCAUGUGUAAAAUGACCAAUUUGAAAUGAGGUGAAUCCCUCCCAUUAGAUAUUUGAAUUCUUUAGGGAAGCAUCCCACUACUAUUCUGGCUAGUGGGGUUCAGUUGCUGUGAACUAACGUGCUUGCGAGUGGAUUCAAUUCGUAGUGGAAUAAUGGGAUAGAAAUUUGUCAGUUGAAGAGUUAUAAUGUAACUAUGUUUGGAGUUUAUAAACUCAGGAGUCAAUUUUUAUAGCACGUUUGGCCGAAAAAUGUUAGCAGUAUUUGAGUUCAAAAUGGCAGUGUAGCAUUACAGGUGUUCCCCAGAAAUAAUUUUGAUUUAUAGAAGUAAAAACUUGGGGG